GGCAGGAAGGAAGCCAUAUUGUGAAGAUGCGGGUUCAGUCCAUUCCUCACCAAGAACAGGGCUGCCAUGAAAUCCCAGUUGGCAGCCAUCUGCAAAGGACUCAUUCAGGAGUAAAGCCAUUUAUCUGCUCCAAGAAUGGAAUGACAUCCUCCAGUGGUGGAAAGGGUAAUGUAUAUUUUCGAAACCCCAGGAUAAUGCAGGCAUGUAAAUGCUGUCACUGUGGAAAGUGCUUCAGAUACAGACCACAGCUUCUUGUACACCAAAAAAUACACACAGCACAGAAGCUCUUUGAAUGCUCAGAUAGUGGAAAGAAAUUCAGUAGGAGUGGAAAGAGAUUCAGUAGGAGUGGCAAACUUCAAAAGCAUCAAAUGACCCACACAGGGGAGAAACCUUCUGAAUGCUCAGACUGUGGAAAGACAUUCCGUCAGAGUGGUGGACUUCAACAGCACCAAAGACCCCACACAGGGGAGAGACCUUUUGAAUGCUCAGAGUGUGGAAAGAGAUUCAGUCAGAGUAGCCAUCUUCAAGUGCACCGAAGAACCCACACAGGGCAGAAACCUUUUGAAUGCUCAGAGACGGAAAAGAGAUUCAUUAGUAGUAGCCAUCUUCAAAUGCACCAAAGAACCUACACAGGGGAGAAACCUUUUGAAUGCCUCGAGUGUGGAAAGAGAUUCAGUACGUGUGGCCAUCUUCAAAGGCAUAAAAGAACCCACACAGGGGAGAAACGUUUUGAAUGCACCGAGUGUGGAAAGAGAUUCAGUAUGAGUCACCAUCUUCAAAUGCAUCAUAGAAUCCACACAGGGGAGAAACCUUUUGAAUGCUCAGAGUGUGGGAAGAGAUUUAGUCAGAGUGGCAGAUUUCAAGAGCAUGAAAGAACCCACACAGGGGAGAAACCUUUUGAAUGCUCAGAGUGUGGGAAGAGAUUUAGUCAGAGUGGCAGAUUUCAAGAGCAUGAAAGAACCCACACAGGGGAGAAACCUUUUGAAUGCUCAGAGUGUGGGAAGAGAUUUAGUCAGAGUGGCAGAUUUCAAGAGCAUGAAAGAACCCACACAGGGGAGAAACCUUUUGAAUGCUCAGAGUGUGGGAAGAGAUUUAGUCAGAGUGGCAGAUUUCAAGAGCAUGAAAGAACCCACACAGGGGAGAAACCUUUUGAAUGCUCAGAGUGUGGGAAGAGAUUUAGUCAGAGUGGCAGAUUUCAAGAGCAUGAAAGAACCCACACAGGGGAGAAACCUUUUGAAUGCUCAGAGUGUGGGAAGAGAUUUAGUCAGAGUGGCAGAUUUCAAGAGCAUGAAAGAACCCACACAGGGGAGAAACCUUUUGAAUGCUCAGAGUGUGGGAAGAGAUUUAGUCAGAGUGGCAGAUUUCAAGAGCAUGAAAGAACCCACACAGGGGAGAAACCUUUUGAAUGCUCAGAGUGUGGGAAGAGAUUUAGUCAGAGUGGCAGAUUUCAAGAGCAUGAAAGAACCCACACAGGGGAGAAACCUUUUGAAUGCUCAGAGUGUGGGAAGAGAUUUAGUCAGAGUGGCAGAUUUCAAGAGCAUGAAAGAACCCACACAGGGGAGAAACCUUUUGAAUGCUCAGAGUGUGGGAAGAGAUUUAGUCAGAGUGGCAGAUUUCAAGAGCAUGAAAGAACCCACACAGGGGAGAAACCUUUUGAAUGCUCAGAGUGUGGGAAGAGAUUUAGUCAGAGUGGCAGAUUUCAAGAGCAUGAAAGAACCCACACAGGGGAGAAACCUUUUGAAUGCUCAGAGUGUGGGAAGAGAUUUAGUCAGAGUGGCAGAUUUCAAGAGCAUGAAAGAACCCACACAGGGGAGAAACCUUUUGAAUGCUCAGAGUGUGGAAAGAGAUUCAUUAGUAAUUCCAGUCUUCGAAAGCAUCAAAGAACCCACACAGGGAAGUAAUGUUUUAAAUGUUCAGAGUCUGGAAAGUGAUUCAGUCAGCAUCCCGGUCUUCAGAAGCAUCAAAGAAUCCACAACCUUUUGAAUGCUCAGACCCAGGGCCCAGCAGAAUGAAAGAAAGCUACGCACCCUUGUUUGCUCCCAAGCGGACCCUGCUCCAUUCUCGCCACCCUAACAAGGGAAGAGGACUUCCCAAAGGAAAUGGAAAGUUGGGGAGGUAGCAUCUGAAAGACAAAGGAAAUCUUCCAGGGAAAAAGCUUUCACAGGUCAAAGCUCAUUUGGUCAGGCAGAAAUGAGAACAAAGAUCCAUCAGAUCUUACGGUAUCUCUGCCUUUACAUGGCCCUUUUUGGCAACCCCCCUCUCACCUUCUGAGCCAGAGAGAAAAGUUGAUGUGUCUUCUUUCUCAUUCCUAUCUGAGAAAGUGAGCUUUAAUUCAUGAGAAUUUAAACCCUGGAAAAUUUGGGUGGUCUUGAAGGAGCUACUGGACUUAUUCUGCUCUGCUUCUACAGGCUAAUACGACAACCCUCCAGAGAGGCAGAGAGCAUUCCUCGCCCUUCCAGCCUUCAGACUCCAACAGAUGGAACUGAAUAGCUCCAGUGAUGGGAGGAAAAGCCUCAAUUAAACCCACACGCAUUUGGACGAAGGUACAAAAUGGUUUGGAAAGAGGGUCCGAACUGAAAUGGUCAUGUCUAGGAAGAAUCUCUGCAAUAAAAAUGAAUGUAUUGCCAAAAUAAAUUUUCUGUUUCAGAUUAUACUGAUCAAUAUACAAAGACUUUGAUGAACUGGCAGAAACAAAUAAAUACAUUUAUAUGGAUUGUGGAAAACCCCAAGAAUUAGAUUUAAAGUAUUACAUGAUUGUAGGGUCUGGCCAGGUUCUGAAGAAUACUCUGUGUCGUCUCAGGCAGGAACAACACACAGUUCAUUUGGCGUCCGCUCCCAACACCAGUAAUUGGCAACAACGUAGUAGUACCACUCUGCACACUCAGACAAUAAAUGCUUCCCCCAUUACAAGAUACAGCUGUGCUGUGCUCCUUUACUGGCCAUUUAAACACACAAUACAUCACAUCUCCCUUUCUCAAAACAAAUAUUACAAAAGGAAAUUUAAAAAAACAAAGAUAUCAAGAUUUUGGUUAAAACAAAUACAAUCACUAAGGUACAUAUCUUUCUUGUGGAAAAAAACCAGAUCUUCCAUAAGAUGUUAUACAUCUAGGACGCCUUUCUUCAGCCUGCAACACACACGUCUCAUCUGAUAACAUUUUCAUCUUCAUCCUGUUUUGAGUCCUCAGUAUUCUCACUAGUCCUAUUACAAGGUCCCUUAUUUUGUGUGUCCAAAUGUUCAGUUGUGGUCCCAUCCUGACCCAAAUCCUCAGACCCGUUACUUCCAGACACCCUGUGUUGAUACUUCAGCUUGCGUCUAUUACGCCUAUAGACGAAGCCCUCAGAGGUGAUCACUCGAUACGUACGAGGCUGUUCACAUUUUUCUGUUACCAUAGCUGGAACUCACCCUUCCUAGGGCUCUUCCCAUACAGAGUCUCCUUGUUGUAAGGGCUUUAAAGAUUUUGCUGCCUUAUCAUAAACAUAUUUUUGCCUGUCUUGUGCUCUCUGAAGGUCUUCUCUUGCCCCACUAGGUACCUUAGGGCAUAGCAAGCCAGUAGUUUAUUUAUUUAUUUAUUCAAUUUGUACCCCGUCCUUCCUGUGAGCAGGCUCAGGGCGGCUAACACAGUUGAUAGUUACUGGCAAUUUGCUUCUUAAUAUUCCUCGAAACUGUUUCCUUGCCACCGAAUCAAUCACUCAUGUCCUCCUGUUCUGCAGAUUCUAUCAGGAGGAAUGAGACCAUCUUAUA
This is a messenger RNA of Gekko japonicus, 3742 nucleotides long. Its product is annotated as oocyte zinc finger protein XlCOF6-like. Gene Ontology annotation, cellular component: nucleus. Lineage: Eukaryota; Metazoa; Chordata; Lepidosauria; Squamata; Gekkonidae. Gene Ontology annotation, molecular function: RNA polymerase II cis-regulatory region sequence-specific DNA binding; DNA-binding transcription activator activity, RNA polymerase II-specific. The transcript has a single exon. The coding region runs from base 27 to 1901 and encodes 624 amino acids. Gene Ontology annotation, biological process: regulation of transcription by RNA polymerase II. The record is from RefSeq and is a predicted model, not a curated record.